CCUCCUUCCCGGCCCUUUUCUGCCUGGGCCUCGGCUGCUAGAGGUGCUUCUCCGGCUGGUGCGCGGUUUGCAUCCGGAAGCGGCGUCGCGAUGGUGUUCAGCUCGGCCUGGAAACGAAUGUCGUGGUUUUAUUACCAGUAUCUGCUGGUGACCGCGCUCUACAUGCUGGAGCCCUGGGAGAGGACGAUCUUCAAUUCCAUGUUAGUGUCCAUCCUUGGAAUGGCACUUUACACUGGCUAUGUGUUUAUGCCACAGCAUAUUAUGGCAAUAUUGCACUAUUUUGAAAUUGUGCAGUGAUAAAGAAUGACCUGAGACAGGAAUCAGUUGGAAACUGCGGACCAGAUACCCAAGAAGAAUUGAACAUCUGCUGUUAAGGAUUUCUGCAGUCGACAAAACAAGCAAGACAGGAUAUCAGUGGCUUUGAAGAUGACACAACCAGUUGAACACACACGCAUACACGGGAUGCAAUAUGUCCUGAGUGUUGAUGGCAUUUUCUUUUGGUUUUACAAAAUUUCCUUGUAUAGUAAUUUUUGUCUAUGAACAUUGUGAUUGUUUGUACCUUUGAUAUCAGUAUUUUCUUAACUUUGUGACAGUCUCAGUAUUAUACUGUGAAAGCUUUUCUUAUUGUAACUUUGAGUAAAACUUAAUUGCCUUCUAUUUUUAAUCAAAAAUCAUUAAUGGGGUGUUAGGCUUUUGCUAUAUGUUCAUCUGGGUAUAUUUCCAAUAACACAUUUUGUAAGAAAGUGUUUAGAUUCAUACAAAGUUGUGGAUAUAUUCAUUGAAUCUUUCUUACAAAAACAUGUUUCUAAAGACUUAACUCAGGUGCUUCAGUUGCUAUCAAGACUCUCAAACAGGCUAUUUUACUUUAACAGUAACUAGAAAACAUUUUAUUUUCCAUAUGGACACUUGUAGCAUUAUGUAUGGAACAAUGCUGUAAAGGUUGCUGGGCACGUAAAGGAUUAGUUUGGUUUACAUAUGCCAUCUAAUUUUUCAUGGAGUUUUGUGACAGCACUUUAAUGCUGCCAUUAUAGUUUUCAACUGAAUUGUGCUUGUAAAUGUUUAUUUCUGGAGGAAUGUAAUUUAAUAUAGAUGAAAAGACCAUGGCUAUUGCUGUUGUAUAAUCUCGCUUACAUUAUGAAACAUUUAUUAUUAAUGUGUAAAUAGUGUUCAAACCCUUUUGAAUACUUAAAAUCAAAUGACCAAAACACGAAGUUUGAAGCGGGCUUGGGUUAAAACUACAGCAAUACGGGUUGUCUACAAGGUUGAAGACUUGUCUUAGUUUUUAUAGCUUUUUCAGAUUUGUAUUCUGAAAUGUAAGAUGGCAGUUUUUAAGGUGGGGUAAUUUUUUCUUCCAAAUAAAAAGCUGAAAGAGUUGAUUGUA
Molecule: messenger RNA, 1381 nt
Organism: Sphaerodactylus townsendi
Lineage: Eukaryota; Metazoa; Chordata; Lepidosauria; Squamata; Sphaerodactylidae
Gene: SPTSSA
Product: serine palmitoyltransferase small subunit A
Exons: 2
Coding region: 91-297 (68 amino acids)
Biological process (GO): ceramide biosynthetic process
Cellular component (GO): serine palmitoyltransferase complex
Molecular function (GO): serine C-palmitoyltransferase activity
Source: RefSeq, a predicted model, not a curated record